UCCCGCUGCAGGUGAGCCGGGCGGAUGGAGGCAGCGGCAGCCGGAGCCUAAAGCGGCCACCUCGCCCCAACCGGGUCUCGAGAGCCCGCGGCACCCGGACUGGCCGCCGCCCUGAGCACAACAUGUGUAUUCGAAAUGCAAAGAGCAUAUUAUAGAAGGCUUUGGACUGUUCCUGGUUGUAUACAGUAAUACAAUGAAGGCAAUUGAAUUUAAUUCCCUAUGGAUAUUGAUUUCACUACUUUGCUGCCAGUUAUUGAACACUGCAGAGCACGAAGAUGUAGUAAAGCAUGCAAUAAAGCUGCAUCGUGGGAAAGGUGCUGCUGUCACACAGAGAAAACAAUGGGUCUUAGAAAAUUGCAGAAAGCUAUCUGGGCUCCUUCGCCAAAAGAACGUGGUUCUCAGCAAACUAAAAAAUGCAAUAAGAUCAGUGGAGAAGGACUUGGGGCUGUCAGAUGAAGAGAAACUUUUUCAGGUGCAUACAUUUGAAAUUUUCCAAAAGGAGCUGAAUGAAAGUGAAAACUCAGUCUUUCAAGCAAUCCAUGGACUCCAAAGAGCCCUUCAAGGUGAUUACAAAGAUGUUGUAAACAUGAAAGAAAGUAGUAGACAGCGAUUGGAGGCCUUGAGAGAAGCUGCAAUAAAGGAGGAAACAGAGUAUGUUGAACUUUUAGCAGCAGAAAAACAUCAGGUUGAAGCCCUUAAGAACAUGCAGCAUCAAAAUAAAAGCCUGUCCAUGCUAGAUGAAAUUCUUGAAGAUGUUAGGAAAGCAGCCGAUAGGCUGGAAGAGGAAAUAGAAGAACAUGCCUUUGAUGACAACAAAUCAGUGAGAGGUGUUAACUUUGAAGCAGUUUUAAGGGUGGAAGAAGAUGAAGCAGACUCCAAGAGAAAUAUUUCAAAAAGAAAAGUGGAAGAUGACCUGGGUCUUAGUAUGCUUAUUGAUUCCCAAAACAAUCAGUAUAUACUUACCAAGCCCAGGGAUUCAACCAUCCCUCGUGCUGAUCACCAUUUCAUAAAGGAUAUUGUGACCAUAGGAAUGUUAUCUUUGCCAUGUGGCUGGCUGUGCACAAUGAUAGGAUUGCCAACCAUGUUUGGGUACAUCAUUUGUGGAAUACUCUUGGGACCAUCAGGAUUAAACAGCAUUAAGUCUAUUGUACAAGUGGAAACAUUAGGAGAGUUUGGUGUGUUCUUCACUCUGUUCCUAGUUGGUCUGGAGUUUUCCCCUGAAAGGCUAAGAAAGGUGUGGAAGAUAUCUUUGCAAGGACCCUGUUACAUGACACUUCUGAUGAUUGCUUUUGGCUUACUAUGGGGACAUUUACUACAGAUUAGACCAACACAGAGUGUCUUCAUUUCUACUUGUUUAUCCUUGUCCAGCACACCCCUAGUAUCCAGAUUCCUUGUAGGGAGUGCUCGAGGAGAUAAAGAAGGUGAUAUUGAUUACAGUAGUGUACUACUUGGUAUGCUGGUAAUGCAGGAUGUACAGCUUGGUUUAUUUAUAGCUGUUAUGCCAACCCUUAUUCAAGCAGGAGCCAGCACAUACUCCAGCAUUGUCAUGGAAAUACUGAGAAUACUGAUACUGAUUGGCCAAAUUCUCUUUUCUCUGGCUGCUGUUUUUCUUAUAUGUCUUGUUAUAAAGACUUAUCUCAUAGGACCAUAUUAUCGCAAGUUGCAUGCGGAGAGUAAAGGGAAUAAAGAAAUCCUCAUUUUAGGAAUAUCUGCUUUCAUCUUUCUUAUGUUAACGAUCACAGAGCUAUUGGAUGUUUCAAUGGAAUUGGGAUGCUUCUUAGCGGGAGCACUGAUCUCUUCUCAGGGUCACAUGGUUACUGAAGAGAUUAUGUCCUGUAUUGAACCAAUACGUGACUUUCUUGCCAUCAUUUUCUUUGCAUCUAUAGGUCUUCAUGUUUUCCCCACCUUUGUAAUAUAUGAACUCACAGUCUUGCUAUUUCUUACAUUAUCAGUGGUAAUAAUGAAGUUUGUUUUGGCAGUGCUUGUCCUUUCUCUGAUUCUUCCAAAGAGCAGCCAGUAUAUCAAAUGGAUUGUCUCAGCAGGGCUGGCACAAGUCAGUGAGUUUUCUUUUGUUCUGGGAAGUAGAGCACGCAGAGCAGGGAUCAUUUCUCGAGAGGUAUAUCUCCUUAUUUUGAGUGUAACUACUCUAAGCCUUUUGCUUGCCCCAGCACUGUGGAGAGCUGCAACUAUGAAAUGUGUACCAAGACCAGAAAGACGAUCAAGUAUCUGACAAGACUUGUACGGAAAUAAUACAUUUUCUUUGGAAAGAAUCUCCUCAUUGCUCUUUGUGUUUCUAUGCAGCUAGAAAACAGGAGGUUUUGAUAUUCCUCUAAACAUGCACUUGGUUCUGAGCCUUAUACUGAUUUUAAGAAACAAAACACUACAUAAAAAAAGGUUGGUAUUUUAAUGAUUGCACAGCUUUUACAAAACUUUGUCCCAUAUUAGAAUCGGCCAGAAUAACUUUUGAUUUUGAUCCAAUCAGUUACACAGAGUAGAAAUUAUUUUUUUAAAUAUUGCAUCAUGCAAUCGCCUUGAAUAUUUUGCCUGUAUGUGCCUUUUUAUUACAUUGAUUUUUAUCCUCUACUGUUCAUUCAUCACAAAAUUUUGUUUAAAAAAAAAAAGAGAGAAAGAGGGGAAGGAAAAAAAAGAAAAUUCAAGUUAUUUUAUGGUGCCCAUGGUACCUUCUUAAAAUAACUCUUGAGAAAGUUUGUUGUACAUUCAAGAGUUAAUAUGCUGGUCUGACAUCAGUCACAAACCAUAUAUACAGUAGUGUGUAAACUCUAGCCCUUUAAGGCAGAGUUGGGGUUUAACAACUCUAGCUUUCAGCUAUUUUAAGCAUUAAAAUAUAUAUCCCCAAGUGAUACAGCCAGUACUGUAUUAUAUUGUACUCUUGAUUUUCGUUAUGCCUCUUAAAGCAGAUGUUAUGUAUUUGCUUAGGAUUGUAACUUUAAUUCAUUUUAAUUUGUUCUCAUAUUUAUUGACUACAUUUGUGACUAAAAGUUAACUGUGAUCACAUGGUGUCCUGACUUUUAAAUUGUUUUUAAGACUGACACCAAUUAUCAACAUCUCCUGUUAUUGAUUAUUGUUAUACUGAUUGUUUACACUUUUUAAAUUAAUUUAGACCAAAAUAAAAUAGUAGAAAAAGAGAGCCUAAGUAUUUCAGAACUGAAAAUAGAUAUGAAAACAUUUCAGUGACUCUUUAAAAGUUCUUUAGGAUGAAUGUAGAUAACUUAUUCUACAUUAAAAAUGAUUUUGUGUAAAUUAUGUUGCACAAAAGAAGGGACAAUUUGGAUAUGUUUUGAGAACAUGCAUAACUCAAAACUUUAAAUUUAUACUGAAUAAAAUGCAAACUUCUUAGUGAUAUAUUAAUAUAAAAAUGUUUUUAAUUUGUGGUGUUAUAUGUAUGUGCUUCUGUUUUAACAAAUUCUUAUAAUUUAGUCUGUGUAGUAGAGUAAACCUUGUGAAAGCCUGCUCUUUAAAUGUCAUAGAAUGAGCUAACAGAAUGUAGUUUACUCUGACAAACUAUGAAGAUUUAGCUUGUGAUUUUUUCUAUUUAAAAAAACACGUUUUUAUUAAAAUAGAAAUGUAAUUUGUCAACAUUUUACAUCUAGUAUUACACUGCCAUAUGAAAUACCAUUUUUGUGAGUCAAAAAUAGAAAAAUGCACAUUAAAUAUGUAUUGUAGAAUUUCUUAACUUGCUAAUGAAAUCUAAAAAAACCUACCACCUGAAGAACUGUUCAAUUAAUAAACAUACCAUCUUUAACAGAAAAA
Molecule: messenger RNA, 3771 nt
Organism: Malaclemys terrapin pileata
Lineage: Eukaryota; Metazoa; Chordata; Testudines; Emydidae
Gene: SLC9D1
Product: transmembrane and coiled-coil domains 3
Exons: 13
Coding region: 194-2230 (678 amino acids)
Biological process (GO): potassium ion transmembrane transport; proton transmembrane transport
Cellular component (GO): membrane
Molecular function (GO): potassium:proton antiporter activity
Source: RefSeq, a predicted model, not a curated record